AUGCCUCAAAUCUACCAGCGACUGACACAUGCGGUUAUGAGUGCUCUCCUCCUCCUGGAGCCUGCUCUUGCAGUGUCAGGACAAGGAACACUAGUACCGCGAGCAUCUCAGUCCUCAGUAUCUACAUCCUCUUCCACUCCCUCGAUAUCAACCCUAGCCGAGACCUGCAAUGGCCGCACAGAUUACUGCACCCGGUCCUACUCAAAUAUCACAUUCAUAGGUGCCCAUGACUCCCCCUUUGUCGGACCCCUACCCCAGCAGAAUCAAAACAUCGAUAUAAAAGCCCAGCUCGAUAUGGGAAUCCGGUACCUGCAAGCACAAACACAUCACUCUAUCAUUGAUAAGAACAUCAUAGAGCUGUGCCAUACGUCAUGUCUCCUCGAAGACGCAGGACCCCUCAAAUCAUUCUUGACGACUAUCAAGGACUGGCUGGAUGCAAACCCGAACGAAGUCGUCACUCUCCUCUUGACAAACGGAGACUCUGUAUCAAUCACCGAGUUCGGAGACACUUUCUCCAGCAGCGGGAUUUCUAACUAUGCCUACAUCCCCUCCUCAAAUCCGCUACCAAUUGCAGACUGGCCCACACUGGGUAAUAUGAUCUCCAGCGGAAAGAGAUUAGUCGUAUUCCUAGACUACGGUGCGGACACCAAACAAGUGAACUACAUCCAAGACGAAUUUGCCUACUACUUUGAGACAGCCUACGACGUCACAGACGCCACUUUCUCGAACUGUAGUAUCGACCGGCCCUCUGGCGCCGCCGCUACGGACCGUAUGGGAAUUGUCAACCACUUCCUUGACGUCGAUGUUCUCGGCAUAAAGAUUCCAGCUCGACACCAGGCAGGCACUACCAAUGCUGCAACUGGGCGUGGUAGUAUUGGCGCUCAGGCGGCGCUAUGUGCUGGGCUGCAUGGGCGUGCGCCGAAUGUGGUGCUAGUAGACUUUGUGGAUAAGGGGGAUGUUAUUACGGCGCAGAAGAAUUUGAAUGGGUUCUAG
Molecule: messenger RNA, 993 nt
Organism: Penicillium robsamsonii
Lineage: Eukaryota; Fungi; Ascomycota; Eurotiomycetes; Eurotiales; Aspergillaceae
Exons: 2
Coding region: 1-993 (330 amino acids)
Biological process (GO): lipid metabolic process
Molecular function (GO): phosphoric diester hydrolase activity
Source: RefSeq, a predicted model, not a curated record